UCUUGGAGUAUGGAGUUUGUAUGGAAACGAAGGUGCUAUCUCCAGCUGGGCUGUAUAUUGAUACUGCAUUUGGUUUAUGCUAAUCUAGACUAUCAAAAAGAAACUCCUGCAAGCCUGGGUCAGAUUGACCAUCAGUGCUGGGAGGUGUCGUCCCAUGGGCUGGUGGAAAUGAAGAAACUCAAGGUAGCAGAUACAGUCACUGAUCUCUGGGACUUCCUGAUGUUCCUAAAGGAAUCCCCUAAGCCCAAGCACAAUGAACUCUUCAAUGAUUUAGCCCAGAACUUCUGGGAUAUGUAUGUAGACUGUGUGCUCUCAAGAUCCCAUGGAAUGGGCAGAAGACAAUUAAUGCCUCCCAAGUACUCUUCCCCGUACUCACACAGAACUUUAGAAGGGUCUGCUUUCACCAACCCAUUUUAGGCCAAAAGGGGUGAAAAUGAAGAUACCUCAGAAAGGCAACGUCAAAACGAAGGCGCACACAAGCACCGCAUAUACUGUAGAUGCUUAGACAAACCCAUUGGCAUGGUUCAACCCUUUAUUUCCUUUUCUUUGUAUGAAGUACUUAAUUGCUGCUAAACUGAUAAGUACGUGAGCUCCCACGUUGUCACUUUUGCUUUCCUGUCUCACAGUCUGCCAAGGCUGCCUUCUUCUGACUGCAUGUGUGAAUGCUUUUGUGUUUUGAGUCAACGCCUUUGUUCUCUCAGGUAAGCUUGUAAGUCUG
Leptosomus discolor (cuckoo roller) is the source of this 718-nucleotide messenger RNA. It is a transcript of the gene FAM237B, whose product is annotated as family with sequence similarity 237 member B. NCBI's taxonomy places the organism in Eukaryota, Metazoa, Chordata, Aves, Leptosomiformes, Leptosomidae. The record is from RefSeq and is a predicted model, not a curated record.